Molecule: messenger RNA, 1881 nt
Organism: Owenia fusiformis
Lineage: Eukaryota; Metazoa; Annelida; Polychaeta; Sabellida; Oweniidae
Source: the annotation of a GenBank genome assembly
CAGUUUACUGUUACAUGAAAUUUAUUAAAAAUGAGACAGUUAUUAUGAUAAUUUCAGUCAUCCAUGCUGUAAAACUGUUUGAAAACACUAUCAAUAAUAUCAACGUACACAAAGUAUAAUCCAGCGAAAAGUUUGAAUAAGUUGAAUUUGAGCUAACGACAGAAUACAAGGCCUUAGGCGAUCAGAAUUAUUUUUUAAAAAAUCGGACACGGACGUCGACGUGAUUCAUUUUCGAUCUUCAAGAGAAAGUAGAAAAUUGAUUCCAUGCAUCAUGUUUCGGGCGAAGAAGAGCCCCAAAAAACAAAAGGCUGCUAAAAAAGAACCAGCAAAGCAUGAAAAGCUGGCAGAUGACUGGGGUGCUAACAAUGACAAGGUUAAGGAAGGCGUAGUGUUCUAUGUGAAAUACUUAGGUAGCACACUUGUAGAGGAGCUUGGUGCAGGGCAGAGUUAUGGGGAUGCAAUCAGUGCAAAGGCUGUGAAAACAAUUGUUGAAAUGGCCAAGGCAGCUGGGGUCAAUGUGUCUAAAUUGCCCAGAAUGGUGCUCAAAGUGUUCCCUGAGGGUAUUCAAGUCUCUGACCUUGACACUAAGGAGGUCAAGUUUGAGACAUCUAUUUACAGGAUAUCAUUCUGUACUGCAGACAGCAAUCAGGAAAAAAUCUGUGCUUACAUUGCGAGGAAUUCAGACAAUGAAACAAUGGAGUGCAAAGCUUUUCUCUGUGCUAAGCGAAAAAUAGCAGAGGCUAUAACCUUAACAGUGGCACAAACAUUUAAUAUUGCAUAUGAACAUGAAACAAGAAUUAAAGAAGAACAAAGUUUACAGAAUACAAUCAAGGUGUCAGAAGCCCAAGACAACAGUAUUGACUCAAACCAGAAAGAUAAGAAUUUUAAUCCAGCAUCAGAGAUGAAAUCCUGCCAUCUUGAAAUGUCUGAUCCAUGGACAGAUGUGCUUAAACACUCAAAUUCAACAUCUGAUCCAAGUGCAAUCACAAACAAUUUGAAAGGCAAUCCAAGUUCAAGUCCAACUCUUGGCUCUGUUGGUAGUAGAUCCCCAAGCAGUAGCACCAGCAGUAAAGAUUACACAGCAGAUGUCAAAUGGGAGGACUUUGACUUAGAUUUAGAUGACCAUUUUUCACAACUUGCUGUAACUCGUAGCACUAAUCCAUCACAACCUGAACAAUCUUCCACCUUUCAAGCAGACCCCUUUGUUACAUCAACUCAAGCAGACCCCUUCUCAACCAGUAAAUCGGACCCAUUUAUAGUGCACAAGUCUAAAGACCCCUGGGCUAUCUUAGAACCACAAAAAUUUAAUCCUGCAACAGAUGGACAAAAUAAACCAGUUGAGCUCCCAUCAGGGAAUAUGUUAGGUCUGCAAUAGUUGGUGUCUCGUGGUUUUUCAGGGAACAUAUUUAGAUUGCCAAAGCUGGUGUCUCAUGGAUCUCGUGUAUGUUGUCAUUGAUGAUCUGAUUCAUUUUAUACCAACUUACAAAUACACAGAGGCCUUCUAAUGAGCUUAUUAGGAAUGAAUUAACCUUCAACAAAAUUUGGAUUAUUUAGUGGCAAAUAUACCAACAUAUUUUUCUUGUAUUUGGAAACAAUUGAUUAACAAAAAAGCCAGAUUAUGAAUGCUCUUUCAAGUACGUACACUGUACUUAGAUGUGGAUCCUCUGAUUAAAGAAUUAUACGAAUAUUUUAUGAGCCUGAACUGAAUUGUCAGGUAUCAAUAGCACAUUUUUGUAUAUUGCACUUUAUUUACAGUAUUUACUCUAUAGAUGUAUAACAUUAUAUAACCAGGGGUAUCUAUAUGAGAAAUAUCAACUCUGUGAUGCAAGGGAAGUUAGCAGUUAAUGGAAUUGAAUAGUAGAAAAUGGGUGCAAUGGAAAU